Myxocyprinus asiaticus (Chinese sucker) is the source of this 4458-nucleotide messenger RNA. RefSeq names its product poly [ADP-ribose] polymerase tankyrase-2. The record is from RefSeq and is a predicted model, not a curated record. Gene Ontology annotation, cellular component: cytoplasm; ciliary inversin compartment; nucleus. The transcript is spliced from 27 exons. Gene Ontology annotation, molecular function: NAD+ poly-ADP-ribosyltransferase activity; protein binding. NCBI's taxonomy places the organism in Eukaryota, Metazoa, Chordata, Actinopteri, Cypriniformes, Catostomidae. Gene Ontology annotation, biological process: protein localization to ciliary inversin compartment. Bases 176 to 3622 code for a protein of 1148 amino acids.
ACCAAAGACAUUCAAAAUCAGUUCUUCUCUUCUAAUGGUUGUAACAGAAUGUUUUAACUGUGGAGAUCUGCACCUCCUUUUGGUCUCCAUGUCAAGCCUUUGUGAUAGUGUGUAUUCCGCAUUUUCCACUGUCAGCCUCUAGCUUUUCCAGUUGGUCCGGAGCUUGUCGGGUGUCAUGGAGAGCUCCGGGUCCGCUGAGCCGAGCAGAGGGCUGUUCGAGGCCUGCAGGAGCGGAGACCUGGAGCGGGUGAAGAAGCUCGUGUGUCCGGAGAAUGUAAACAGCAGAGACACUGCGGGCAGGAGAUCCACCCCACUGCAUUUUGCUGCGGGUUUUGGCCGUAGAGACGUGGUGGACUACCUUCUGCAGCACGGAGCUAAUGUGCACGCCCGAGAUGAUGGAGGUCUCAUCUCGCUGCACAAUGCCUGCUCUUUUGGUCACGCUGAGGUUGUCAACUUACUCCUGCAACACGGGGCCGAUGCCAACUCCAGAGACAACUGGAAUUACACCCCACUCCACGAAGCUGCAAUCAAGGGCAAGAUCGACAUCUGCAUUGUUCUACUGCAGCAUGGUGCUGAGCCAACGAUCCGUAACACCAAUGGAAGGACAGCGCUUGACCUCGCUGAACCCUUCACCAAAGCUGUACUGACCUGUGAAUACAGAAAGGAUGAACUCCUUGAGAGUGCAAGAAGUGGAAAUGAAGAAAAUCUGAGGAUGCUUCUCACACCGUUAAAUGUUAACUGUCACGCUAGUGAUGGGAGGAAGUCCACCCCUCUGCAUCUGGCUGCAGGAUAUAAUCGUGUGAAGACAGUGCAGCUGUUGUUGCAACAUGGAGCUGACGUGCACGCUAAAGACAAAGGUGACCUUGUGCCUCUUCAUAACGCGUGCUCAUACGGCCACUAUGAGGUAGCUGAGUUACUUGUCAAGCAUGGUGCCUGUGUCAACGCUAUGGACCUGUGGCAGUUCACACCUUUGCACGAGGCAGCUUCGAAAAACAGGGUGGAGGUGUGCUCGCUCCUGCUCAGCUACGGGGCCGACCCCACCUUCCUCAACUGCCACAACAAGAGUGCUAUCGACCUGGCCCCAACUGCCCCUCUAAAAGAACGCCUAGAGUAUGAGUUCAGAGGGCACACUUUGCUGCAGGCAGCACAUGAAGCUGACAUGGCCCGCGUUAAAAAACACCUCUCCCUUGAGACUAUCAACUUCAAACACCCUCAGACCCAAGAGACAGCUCUGCAUUGUGUCUCCACGUCGCCCUAUCCCAAGAGGAAACAGAUCUGUGAACUGCUGCUCAGGAUGGGAGCUAACAUCAAUGAGAAGAAUAAAGACUUCCUCACACCUCUGCAUCUCGCCGCUGAGAAGUCCCACAAUGACAUCAUCGAGGUGCUGGUGAAGCACAAGGCGAAAGUGAAUGCGGUAGAUAACCUGGGCCAGACAGCGUUACAUCACGCGGCUCUCUGCGGCCAUUUGCAGACCUGUCGACUGCUUCUCAGUGCUGGAUGUGACCCGCUCCUGACCUCCCUACAGAGCUUUUCGCCCUCCCAGCUCGCCAAUGAAAGCAUUCAGGAGAUACUGCAAGAGGGAGCAUCUACAAUCAACUCAGAUACAGACAGGCAGCUGUUAGAAGCAUCCAAAUCAGGUGAUCUGGAAGUUGUAAAGAAGCUCUGUACUCUUCAGAACGUGAACUGCAGAGAUGUUGAAGGAAGGCAGUCCACUCCUUUGCACUUUGCAGCGGGAUACAACCGUGUAGCUGUGGUGGAGUAUCUGCUGCAACACGGAGCCGAUGUGCAUGCUAAAGACAAGGGUGGUCUGGUGCCCUUACACAAUGCUUGUUCCUAUGGGCAUUAUGAGGUUGCUGAGCUCCUGGUCAUUCAUGGUGCUGUGGUUAAUGUGGCUGACCUCUGGAAAUUUACACCACUGCAUGAGGCGGCUGCCAAGGGCAAAUAUGAGAUCUGUAAACUGCUGCUUCAGCAUGGUGCCGACCCUACCAAGAAGAACCGUGAUGGAAACACUCCACUGGACUUAGUGAAAGAUGGAGAUACAGAUAUCCAGGACCUGCUCAGGGGAGACACAGCACUGCUAGAUGCUGCUAAGAAAGGCAGCUUAGCUCGGGUUAAAAAGCUCUGCACUCCAGACAACGUGAACUGUCGAGACACGCAGGGGCGCCACUCCACCCCACUGCACCUGGCAGCUGGCUAUAAUAACCUGGAGGUGGCAGAAUAUCUGCUGCAGCAGGGAGCAGAGGUGAACCCUCAGGAUAAAGGUGGUCUCAUUCCCUUACACAACGCUGCAUCAUAUGGGCAUGUAGAUGUGGCCGCUUUGCUCAUCAAGUACAACGCAUGCGUCAAUGCCACAGAUAAGUGGGCAUUCACCCCUUUGCACGAGGCGGCGCAGAAAGGCAGGACCCAGUUGUGCACGUUGCUUCUUGCACACGGGGCCGACCCCAUGCUUCGCAACCAGGAAGGCGAGUCGCCGCUGGACCUCGUGAUGGCAGAUGAUGUCCGUGCCCUCCUCACAGCUGCCAUGCCCCCCUCGGCAUUGCCGGCUUGUUUUAAACCCCAGGUGGUCAGUGUCUCCACCUCUUUGAGAGUGGUGCCCUCAAACCUCAACUCAAGCUCCACACCGCUCUCUUCAAACUCCAGUUUGGACAGCCAGUCCGGGACCUUCUCAGAGUUGUCCACAUAUCUGGGAACUUCUGGGGCUGAAGGGGCAGUUGGCGUAGAGACGAAAGAAGAGGGUCUAGGUGUGGAUUUGAGUAUCAACCAGUUCCUUCACAGCCUGGGUCUAGAGCACCUGUUGGAAAUCUUUGACAGAGAGCAGAUAAAUCUGGACGUCCUGGUGGAAAUGGGACACAAAGAAUUGAAGGAGAUCGGCAUCAACGCUUACGGACACAGACACAAGAUCAUCAAAGGAGUGGAGAGACUGAUGAGUGGGCCUCAGAGUUUAAACACUUAUUUGACCUUGAACACGAGCAACAGUGGAACAAUACUGAUAGAUUUGUCCACAGAUGACAAGGAGUUUCAGUCGGUUGAGGAGGAGAUGCAAAGUACCAUUAGGGAACACAGGGACGGCGGCCAUGCAGGGGGAAUUUUCAACAGAUACACUAUUGUGAAGAUCCAGAAGGUAUGCAAUAAGAAAUUGUGGGAGAGAUACACCCAUCGAAGGAAAGAGGUUUCUGAAGAGAACCACAACCAUUCCAAUGAGCGCAUGCUCUUCCACGGGUCACCGUUUGUAAAUGCCAUCAUUCACAAGGGGUUUGAUGAGAGGCAUGCAUACAUAGGUGGAAUGUUCGGUGCUGGGAUCUACUUUGCAGAGAACUCUUCCAAAAGCAAUCAGUAUGUUUACGGAAUCGGAGGAGGAACAGGGUGCCCUCUACACAAGAACAGGUCAUGCUACGUGUGCCAGAGGCAUCUUCUGUUUUGUUGUGUGACUUUGGGGAAGUCCUUCCUUCAGUUUAGUGCUAUGAAGAUGGCCCACUCUCCACCAGGACACCAUUCAGUCACUGGCAGGCCCAGCGUCAACGGCCUUGCUCUGGCUGAGUAUGUCAUUUACAGAGGAGAGCAGGCUUAUCCUGAAUAUUUGAUCACAUAUCAGAUCAUUAAACCAGACGGUUCUUCAGAUUAACACACAGGAGCUGCUGGCACAGGCCAAUCCGCUAGAAACACACUGAUCUUUCCAUGUUAAAGGAGAGAGACUGCUAUGUUUACUGCAUGCAUUUAUUGAUACAAUGUAUAAUUUUCUUUCUUUGCUGUCUGGAUUCGCCUCAUUUACAGCACCUUAAUUAUCAAAUCUACUGUAAAGUCAUUUCUGUGGAUGCAACAGAUCUGACCAGUUUAGUCACUAACACUGGUUUCCAAAACCCUUUUCUUAACCUAUCAAAAAGUCUACGUAUUUAUUUUACAAAUACAAAUUGUAUAUGUGUUUUGUACUAAUUAAUUUAUUGAUGUUUUUAACAUGAGAGUUCUAUGCCUGAAAAUCAACGUAUAGUAAAUGUAUGCUAUUAUCUACUUUUGAAGGUUACUUGGUGGCACUAGCCCAAUUCAGAACCAUCCAGAAUGCUGUAUAAGAUAAGGAUUUUUUUGGCAGAAUGGAGCAAGACUUAAGCAAUACGUUCAAUGUACUGUCCUACACUCAUUUGUGCACAAUAGCCUCUAUUCUGCUUUGUUGCCCUCCGAAGAAAUAACUUUAUAACUUUAAUACGCCGCAGUAUCCCACAGAAAAUGCUAUGAAAACUUAAUUUUUUCAUGAAAAUAUUGGAUGCAAUAUAUUCGGUGCUUGAUCUAACAGUUUCUGGGUUUUGAUAUGAAGAUACUGUUUUUGUCACACAAUUGUUCAGGACUACUUGUCUGUUGUGCAUGAACAUGUCAUGUUUAAAAUGUGUUACUUUGUCCUACUACAAUAUUUUAAAGCAAGAGGAAUGUCUUCCUUUGGCAUCAACAACAGUAUGAGCAAAUAAAGAG